Messenger RNA from Aplysia californica (California sea hare), 747 nucleotides. RefSeq lists its product as uncharacterized. The transcript is spliced from 8 exons. The coding region runs from base 1 to 747 and encodes 248 amino acids. The record is from RefSeq and is a predicted model, not a curated record. Lineage: Eukaryota; Metazoa; Mollusca; Gastropoda; Aplysiida; Aplysiidae.
AUGAUAGGUCUGCGGGGGAUAUCUGCCAUAGCCGAGUACCCGGAACUUGUAUGUCUUGUGUCUAUCUCCCCACAGGAACUUGCCAUCAUCAAAAACUCCUCCCGCCAGUCUUCCGUAUUGACCAAGAACUACACAGAGCUGCUCUGUCUCUCCUCGGAUGUCUUUCAAAAAUACUUCAUGGUCGGUGGUGUUAAAAACAUGAACGACCCUGAUCAGUACAACUUCGUCAGGAGAGGUUCUAUCAUAUCUCGAGACAGCAACUACUCUGAUUGGCUGGUCAUUGUCAAGUCGGGAUCUCUGAAUGUUCUCAAAAAGUUGGUGAAAGCAAAGCCGACAGUGUCCAGGAAAACUGGGAAACCUUUGGUGACGUCAGAUACAAACUCCUACAUGAGUUUCCUCAACAAUGGGAACGAGUACGCCCGCUCGCUGGAACAAAACAACACGUCACUUCCCGAGCCUAUCGGCGAUGAUCUUCCUGACAACAACGACAAUGACGAGAACUGCAACGGUGCUGCAGACGACAGCCUGAGUGACGUCAACGAUGACGUACUCCGCAAAGUCAAGAUGGCGAACCGGCCCCACACGACGGCGGGAAAGAGGACGUCUACACAGUCCACAAGGUCGCUGUGGUCCGCCUCCAGUCACUCGACCUUAGUGGAGUUCAAGGCAGAUACGUUGCUUUUGAGACGAAACAAGACGGAAACCAAAAUCAACACGAAACCCAAAGCCCACAAAGCAACCAAUUGA